CAUAGAAUUCAUCUAGAAUCGCAAUUUCUAUUCAUGAUAUAUUGUUCAAUCAGCUUAAUGAUUUUGAUGAAAUUAAGAGAGAAGAAAUAUUGUCUUUUGCAAAUACGCUUGAGAAAUGUAAAUUGAAAAUUCCUAGUAGGCAUGAAGAAGAAAAGCUUAUUGAAAAUACUAAAAAAUCUCUGACAGAAGAAUAUAAUCAAGCAUACAAAAAAUGGUUGGCAUCAAAACAAGAAUAUGAGAAACAGGUUUUGCAUCGUUUAGACUUCUUGGUGAAACAAGUUUCAGAAAAUGCAAUGGAUGCAACGCAAAUAAUUGUGAAUGCCCAGAAUAUCGAGAGGAAAAAAUUCAUAACUAAAAUUAAAGAUUCUCUUACCCAAAAGUUAUUGGCACAACACAAAUGGUCUUCUUUAAUAGAACAAUUGUCUCAUGAAAGGGCUGCUUGGCAUUUUAGGCAGUCAUAUCCACAAAACUGGGAACUCGAUCCAACAGAAGGACCAUUAAGAAUAAGGCGGAGGUUAAGAAGGUUUCAUUUAAAUAUAAAAGCUCGUUUUCUUCUACCUGAAUACAGGCAAAAAUUAGAUUGUAGACAGUUAAAUCCUCCUUUAAGUUAUUUGCAUCAAUCAAAAUAUGAGGCAAAUGAAUCUAAUAUUCUAAAAGAUAAAGUUCAUGCUGAUGAACAGAUAUGUUAUAAUUGCUGCUGUUACCUUGUGACUCCAUCUAAAGAAACUUUGGGAGAAAUUCUGAUAGGGGAAAAAAGUGUAUAUUUUGUUGCAGAAAAUUUUUUAUUUCAGAGUGUAGAUGCUGAUAUAUUAUGUUUAGCGUGGUUAAUUAAGGAUAUCACAGAAAUUUUGCCAAGACGUUACGAAUUACAGGACAGUGCAUUGGAAAUUUUUUUAACAAGCGGCAUAACGUAUCUUAUAGCAUUCAAAUCAGUUAACAUCAGGGAAGAAUUCUACUUGCAUAUCAAAAAAUGUCAGCAUUUUACACCACAUACUGUAACAUCAUUAUCAACUCUAACGAAUCAAUGGAGAAUGCAUUCUCUUACAAAUUUUGAAUAUCUUAUGCAACUGAACAAACUUGCAGGAAGGUCUUGUAAUGAUUUAAUGCAAUAUCCCGUGUUUCCUUUUAUCAUAGCUAAUUAUUCUAGUUCCGACCUCAAUCUCGAAGAUCCAAGUAUCUUCAGGGUUUUGCAUCGUUUAGACUUCUUGGUGAAACAAGUUUCAGAAAAUGCAAUGGAUGCAACGCAAAUAAUUGUGAAUGCCCAGAAUAUCGAGAGGAAAAAAUUCAUAACUAAAAUUAAAGAUUCUCUUACCCAAAAGUUAUUGGCACAACACAAAUGGUCUUCUUUAAUAGAACAAUUGUCUCAUGAAAGGGCUGCUUGGCAUUUUAGGCAGUCAUAUCCACAAAACUGGGAACUCGAUCCAACAGAAGGACCAUUAAGAAUAAGGCGGAGGUUAAGAAGGUUUCAUUUAAAUAUAAAAGCUCGUUUUCUUCUACCUGAAUACAGACAAAAAUUAGAUUGUAGACAGUUAAAUCCUCCUUUAAGUUAUUUGCAUCAAUCAAAAUAUGAGGCAAAUGAAUCUAAUAUUCUAAAAGAUAAAGUUCAUGCUGAUGAACAGAUAUGUUAUAAUUGCUGCUGUUACCUUGUGACUCCAUCUAAAGAAACUUUGGGAGAAAUUCUGAUAGGGGAAAAAAGUGUAUAUUUUGUUGCAGAAAAUUUUUUAUUUCAGAGUGUAGAUGCUGAUAUAUUAUGUUUAGCGUGGUUAAUUAAGGAUAUCACAGAAAUUUUGCCAAGACGUUACGAAUUACAGGACAGUGCAUUGGAAAUUUUUUUAACAAGCGGCAUAACGUAUCUUAUAGCAUUCAAAUCAGUUAACAUCAGGGAAGAAUUCUACUUGCAUAUCAAAAAAUGUCAGCAUUUUACACCACAUACUGUAACAUCAUUAUCAACUCUAACGAAUCAAUGGAGAAUGCAUUCUCUUACAAAUUUUGAAUAUCUUAUGCAACUGAACAAACUUGCAGGAAGGUCUUGUAAUGAUUUAAUGCAAUAUCCCGUGUUUCCUUUUAUCAUAGCUAAUUAUUCUAGUUCCGACCUCAAUCUCGAAGAUCCAAGUAUCUUCAGAAAUUUAUCUAGACCUGUCGCAAUUCAAAAUAAGGCCAGAGAACAACACUAUAUAAAUGCGUAUAAUUAUUUGAAAGCUGAAUGUGAGACCAUGUCAAAUAUUGACUCCAGUCUUCCCAUUUCUGGUCCAUACCAUUAUGGUUCUCAUUACAGUAAUAGUGGUACAGUGCUUCACUUUUUAGUUCGUUUACCUCCAUUUACCGAAGUGUUUCUUGCCUAUCAAGAUGAUAAUUUUGAUAUUCCUGAUCGAACAUUCCAUUCUCUGGAUUCAUCUUGGAGACUUUCAAGCGGAGAUUCAACUAGCGAUGUCAAAGAACUAAUUCCUGAAUUCUAUUUUUUGCCUGAAUUUCUACUUAAUAGUGAAGGAUUUGAUUUUGGAAUUCGUCAAACUGGCGAGAGAGUUCAUCAUGUUGCACUACCUCCCUGGUGUCACGAUGAUCCCAGAUUGUUUAUUCUUAUUCAUAGACAAGCUUUGGAAUCAGAUUUUGUUACAGGACAAUUACAAAAUUGGAUUGAUCUAAUAUUUGGUUAUAAACAAACUGGUAAAGCAGCAGUAGAAGCUAUUAAUGUAUUUCAUCCAGUGACAUAUUAUGGACACGACAUAACAAAAAUAACAGACCCGGUCAAAAGAUGUGGCCUUCAGACGAUGAUCAAAACUGUUGGACAGACUCCAAGACAACUGUUUUUUGCUCCUCAUCCAAUGGUCGAAUUAUCGAUAAGUUUGGGAAAUGAACAGCCAUCAUUACAAACUGUUCUACCUAAUAUACAAAAUUUAAAGUGGGGAAGUUACGUUGGCUCUCCCAGCUCAUUAGAGCCUCUGUUAGUUUGGAGAUGUAAUUGCUCCAGUCCAAUAUGUAAAUUGGUACCAUUAAUGACAAAUGAUGUUUUUGGUCUUACCACGAGAUCAUGCCUGUUACUGAAUCAUAGAAAAAGCAAAGCAGCAGGACUGACAAGUAAUACAUAUGUGAUGUCAACUGCACUAGUCUCUUGGGGAUAUGGAGAUGGCAUUAUAAGAAUGACUCUUCAGAAAGACAGACCAACAAUUCCUCUUUUUACAGAAUUUAAUGAUCCUGUAAGUUCAAAUUUUAAAGAUAAAUAUAGUGGAAACCUCUGA
This is a messenger RNA of Centruroides sculpturatus (bark scorpion), 3236 nucleotides long. RefSeq names its product lysosomal-trafficking regulator-like. Gene Ontology annotation, biological process: intracellular protein localization. The coding region runs from base 294 to 3236 and encodes 980 amino acids. The record is from RefSeq and is a predicted model, not a curated record. Gene Ontology annotation, molecular function: protein kinase binding. Gene Ontology annotation, cellular component: membrane; cytosol. The transcript has 23 exons. Lineage: Eukaryota; Metazoa; Arthropoda; Arachnida; Scorpiones; Buthidae.